AUGAAGUACAUGCUGCUCUCCAAGAUCAUGUCAAACCAGCCGAAGGAGACCAGCACCAUCAUCAGCAGCAAGUCGGGUCUCCAAUACGUUGGUCCGGAGAUCGAUGCCAUGGCCGCUGUCGCAAGCGCCCAUGAGGCCCGGUCCCUCAAGAAAUUCGAAGCGGUCCUCGAGCAGCACAAGCAGCAGCUUUCCGAGGACCCAAUCAUCCAAUUUCACCUCUCAGACCUCAAUGAGACGCUGCUUGAGCAGAACAUCCUUAGGCGCUCCCAUCGUUUCUUCCUGGGCUGCGGGGAAACCGGUUCUACGUAG
Molecule: messenger RNA, 309 nt
Organism: Symbiodinium natans
Lineage: Eukaryota; Dinophyceae; Suessiales; Symbiodiniaceae
Source: the annotation of a GenBank genome assembly